Cavia porcellus (domestic guinea pig) is the source of this 777-nucleotide messenger RNA. RefSeq names its product LLP homolog, long-term synaptic facilitation factor (gene Llph). Gene Ontology annotation, molecular function: RNA binding. Gene Ontology annotation, cellular component: nucleolus. The transcript is spliced from 3 exons. NCBI's taxonomy places the organism in Eukaryota, Metazoa, Chordata, Mammalia, Rodentia, Caviidae. Gene Ontology annotation, biological process: dendrite extension. Bases 212 to 598 code for a protein of 128 amino acids. The record is from RefSeq and is a predicted model, not a curated record.
UUACCUUUAGGGGACCACACACCAUCCAAGGUGGGCGCGCACAGCAGAGAGGAAAGGCAUUCCACGAACAGGUUCCUAGAGACCCGUGUUCUCUAGGCUUUCGCUGACGUACUGGCUCCCGGCAUGCCUUGCGACCGUCCUACCGGAUGUCGGAAGUAGGAGAACUUCCGGUCGGCGUGGAAGGUGUGCUGGCGUGUUUCUUAGGUAAAAGAUGGCCAAAAGUUUACGGAGUAAGUGGAAAAGAAAAAUGCGUGCUGAAAAGAGAAAGAAGAAUGCCCCAAAGGAGCUCAACAGACUUAAAAAUAUUCUCAAAGUAAACUGUGAUGUUUUAAUGAAAGAUGUUCAAGAGAUAGCUACCGUCGUGGUACCCAAACAAUGCCAAGAGAAAAUGGAAUGUGUGACAAAUAAUGAUGCAACAGGUGACAUGAAUAUGGAGACUGAGAUAAAGAGAAACAAAAAGACUCUUCUUGAUCAGAAUGGACAGUACCCAGUAUGGAUGAACCAGAGGCAGAGAAAAAGGCUGAAGGCAAAACGAGAGAAAAAAAGGGGGAAAAGCAAAGCAAAAGCAGUAAAGGCAGCAAAGGGUUUGGCCUGGUAGACCUGGAAGCCGAAGAGCUUGCCGCCUGGGACAGAUGCUUGGUUAGAAAAUACACACUGAUUUCAGCUCCCACUAAAUGAAAACUAUUUCUGUUCAUAUUUGCUUGAUCUUUUUUCUUCACUUCAAACUCAAUUCAUUUGUUUUGGGAACUUGAAUAAAGUAUUUUUGUUGGAUAAAAA